AUGGCAUCUAACCCUCUUGAUAUGUCACUGGACGACGUCAUUUCAAAACAGCGUACUGGUAGAGACGGCAAUCGUAAUAACAAUCGCGGUUACAAUAGACCAAGAGAAAACGGAAGAGGAGGGGACAGAAAUACACGCAGAGACAAUAAUUCGCCUCUCUAUUCAAGACUGAGAGGACAAUCAAACCCAGUAACACCCGUUUCUGGUAAUAGUCUUGUCGUAGCCAAUCUUGACUAUGGUGUGACCGAGAGUGAUCUCUACGAACUAUUUGGCCAGAUUGGUCCUCUCAAACGUGCAUUUUUACGUUUGGAUCCAAGUGGUAAAUCAUCAGGUGUGGCUGAUGUGGUCUUUAUAAACCAAAGCGAUGGAGAGAGAGCCAUGACUGCAUACAAUAAUGUUGAAUUGGAUGCUCGACCAAUGCGUAUUACCUAUGCUUCUGUAAUUAAUAAUCGAUACCAGCAAAUUCCUAUGCGUGGUAGCAAUUACAAUAAUAACAACAGUAAUGAUAAUUAUGGUGGUCAGCGCCAAAGAGAUUCCGGAAGAUCCAACCAGUACAACCGUCGUAACAGAAAUAACAACAACAACAAUAGUAACGGUGGUGGGGACAAUCGACAAAAUCAGCGCAGGCGUCAGGAACCUCGACCCAAACCAUCGGAAGCUGAUCUGGAUGCCGACAUGGAUACAUAUAUGAAUACUUUAGAGACUGGUGAAGAGGGUAAAACGGCCUAA
Phycomyces blakesleeanus NRRL 1555(-) is the source of this 729-nucleotide messenger RNA. RefSeq lists its product as hypothetical. The record is from RefSeq and is a predicted model, not a curated record. The transcript has 5 exons. The coding region runs from base 1 to 729 and encodes 242 amino acids. Gene Ontology annotation, molecular function: mRNA binding. Gene Ontology annotation, biological process: mRNA export from nucleus. Gene Ontology annotation, cellular component: nucleus. Lineage: Eukaryota; Fungi; Mucoromycota; Mucoromycetes; Mucorales; Phycomycetaceae.